CCCUGCAGCGCCCACCGCGCCAGGCUUCCUCCCGGGGUGGACCUGCCGUUCUGCUCAUCCCCACACUCAGCCUCUCCAUCAGCCCCGAGAAGUGGAAUCUGCACAGAAACUCUCCGUGGCUGGAGCCCGCGGACUGGGCAUGCUCAGAAGCCAGGGCUGGCUUUGGUCUCAAGUAGGAAGCUUUUGCACUCGGGAGGCAGCAGCGACUUUGGGGAAAGUUGAUCGGAGAGGGGAGGAAGCCCCGAGACGCGGAGCAGCGCGGGGAAGGAGCCCCCGGCAGCCGGGAGGAGCAUGGGCACCCUGCGGGAUCUCCAGUACGCGCUCCAGGAGAAGAUCGAGGAGCUCCGGCAGCGGGAUGCUCUCAUCGACGAGCUGGAGCUGGAGUUGGAUCAGAAGGACGAACUGAUCCAGAAGCUGCAGAACGAGCUGGACAAGUACCGCUCGGUGAUCCGGCCGGCCACCCAGCAGGCGCAGAAGCAGAGCGCCAGCACCUUGCAGGGCGAGCCGCGCACCAAGCGACAGGCGAUCUCCGCCGAGCCCACCGCUUUCGACAUCCAGGAUCUCAGCCAUGUGACCCUGCCCUUCUACCCCAAGAGCCCACAGUCCAAGGAUCUCAUAAAGGAAGCCAUCCUUGACAAUGACUUCAUGAAGAACUUGGAGCUGUCGCAGAUCCAGGAGAUUGUGGAUUGUAUGUACCCAGUGGAGUAUGGCAAAGACAGUUGCAUCAUCAAAGAAGGAGACGUGGGCUCACUGGUGUAUGUCAUGGAAGGUAUGGUCUGUAACUCUGCUCUUUUGAAAAUCAAAUAUUCCCUUUUCAGCUUAUCAGCCUGCACACAGAUGACAUGA
Messenger RNA from Myotis davidii, 846 nucleotides. It is a transcript of the gene PRKG1, whose product is annotated as protein kinase, cGMP-dependent, type I. Bases 292 to 846 code for a protein of 184 amino acids. The record is from RefSeq and is a predicted model, not a curated record. NCBI's taxonomy places the organism in Eukaryota, Metazoa, Chordata, Mammalia, Chiroptera, Vespertilionidae. The transcript has 2 exons.